AUGCGUUGCUGCCGGGGAUCUUUGAUGACACUGAUGGACAAGGGCACCUUUUCUGACCGUCUGGAUCAAAGAAGACCUUGUCGGUCAAUUUGUUUAUCUGAUAAGACACCGCUUAAUGCUGCGAGUUGCAGACUCAAGGCUUCCCGCUAUCUUUGUAGUGUUCUUAGUUAUUCGACAAUGCUACGGCGAGCAUGGCACAGUGUGGUGGAAGCGAUCACAGGCCGGGGUUCCAAGGUCUGGGAGAAACUCGCCAGACCGACCGUCGGGAGAGGCAAGACUCAGUGGCCGAAAUCAGCAAGUGAUUCGGAGAACCACGGGGUCCGCUUUCACUACGAUGGCACCAUCGAGGAGAACGGCUCGGUGUACCACAAGUACCAGGUGCAGCCCAAUGCUGGGAAGACCCCCAGUUCGUGGAAAGACUGGAGAGAUAGAAAUGGGGGCACUCAUGCCGUCAUCGGGACGGUGAAAGUCAAGCAGGAUGCGACGAGGGACGAUGUUGAUGAGGCGCUGAAAUCCCUGGGGGAACAGCUUUGA
Molecule: messenger RNA, 534 nt
Organism: Aspergillus aculeatinus CBS 121060
Lineage: Eukaryota; Fungi; Ascomycota; Eurotiomycetes; Eurotiales; Aspergillaceae
Exons: 4
Coding region: 1-534 (177 amino acids)
Source: RefSeq, a predicted model, not a curated record